Molecule: messenger RNA, 2621 nt
Organism: Stegastes partitus (bicolor damselfish)
Lineage: Eukaryota; Metazoa; Chordata; Actinopteri; Pomacentridae
Product: probable ribonuclease ZC3H12D
Exons: 6
Coding region: 139-1884 (581 amino acids)
Cellular component (GO): cytoplasmic ribonucleoprotein granule; nucleus
Molecular function (GO): RNA endonuclease activity; metal ion binding; mRNA binding
Source: RefSeq, a predicted model, not a curated record
UUCACACAAACCGGCGUGUUUGUCAGAGCGACUGACAGACUGGCUGAGAGCAGUUCAUAAAGAAAGAGGCAGCCAGCGACAGGGACUCAUGCUCAGAUCCACAACUCGCUGAAUGUGCUUGUUGCCGUGGAGACGCUGAUGAGCCAGAAUAAGGAGGCGAGAAGGAGGAUUCCCCAAUCAGACAGUCCUGAACUGAAGAAGCACUCUGAACCAGACAUGGACCACCAGCAGCAGCACGCCAAAGUGGAGCGAUUUCUCAAGUUAGGAUACUCUCAUAGUGACAUCCUGAGGGUGCUGGAGAGCCUCCGCCACGACGCCCAGACCAACGACAUCCUGGAGGAGCUGAUCAAGACCUGCCACACUCGCAGCAACAAGAGCAUCCCGAACAGCCCCAAACUGGUGCCCAGAGGCUGCAGUCCGAAUCCCAACCCGACCAAACCAGGACCAGACAGAGAGCCGGCUGCUGGAUUCAGACCGGUGGUGAUAGAUGGCAGCAAUGUAGCCAUGAGCCAUGGCGACAAGAAGGUGUUUUCGUGUCAGGGCCUCCAGCUGGCAGUGAACUGGUUCUGGGACAAAGGGAUGCGAGACAUUACGGUGUUCGUUCCCCUGUGGAGGAAGGAGCUGCCGCGGCCUGAGGCGCCAAUCACAGAUCAACAUAUUCUCCACGAGCUGGAGAGGAAGAAGAUCCUGGUGUACACGCCAUCCCGUUGCGUAAACGGCAAGAGGGUGGUGUGCUACGACGACCGCUACAUCGUGAAGCUGGCCUUCGACUCAGAUGGCAUCAUCGUGUCCAACGACAACUAUCGCGACCUGCAGACUGAGAAUCCCCAGUGGAAGAAGUUCAUAGAGGACAGGCUGCUGAUGUAUACCUUCGCCAAUGACAAGUUCAUGCCUCCAGAUGAUCCUCUGGGCAGAAAUGGUCCCACUAUUGAUGAUUUUCUAAGGAAGAAGCCAUGGACCACAGACAACAAGCUGCAGCACUGUCCAUACGGAAAGAAGUGUACUUAUGGAGUAAAGUGCAAGUUCUACCAUCCAGAGAGGGCAAACCAGUCGCAGCUGUCUGUGGCCGACGAACUGAGAGCUCUGAGGGACAGAGCCAAGAACUUCUCCCCUGCUUCAUAUCCGGAGGUCAGAUUCACCUCGUCCACCCCUCCACCCCUGAACACAGAUGACCACAGGGCUUCACCCAGCGAGCAGUCCGUCUGUCAGAGGGACUCCAGCAGUCCAAGAAGCCAACCAUACACCAGCCUGCACCACUGCCCGAGCCUGGACGUAGAUGAAGCCUUUAGCUCCAUGGAGAGCUCCAUGUCCAGGCUCUACAUCCAAGACAACCCCUAUAGCUUGGAGCAACCGCUGCACAGCUACAGCAGUGGCGUUGCCAGCUACAGCCUGAGCCAUGAUGACUACUCCCUCCCGGGUUCAUAUGGUGGGAACCAGCAGCCCUGCCUGAGCGGAGGAGGUCACUACCCUCAUAACAGCUCGUUGUCCUGCGACUGCUCCAUGUGCAACCAGUGCAGGUGUGGGCACCAGCAUGCCCAGCUGUCCCACCACCAUCACCACCAGCCAGCGUGGAGCUCCUGCCCAGCGCUGCCUCCACACAACAGGGAACGUCCUGCUCAUUUCCAAGACAGCCAGUGCUUCAGACAGCCCUCCCGCAGACACACCCACAGCCUGCCGAGGGACCCAUGGGUGCAGGGCAGCUUCCUCGACAUCAGGCCCAAGAGUCCAUCCAGCGAGCAGAGGAAGGGCCUGAGGAGCCAGCUGACCACCCUCUACCCCCAGAGCAUGGUGGAGCAGGUCAUGAACGCUUACCCGCAUGUCUCAGACAUGUCCGAACUGAUUUCUCUGAUCCAGAGCUACAGAACCAACCAAAUCUCCUUCUAAGACUUUUUGUUGGUUCUUUCAAACUGAGCCCACAUUGGAGUUCUCAUCCCAGAAACGAAGUGAAAACUGAGAACAUUUCUUCAAAUGACUGUGAAUUUAUAUUACAAAACGUACCAGAACUAUUCUUCUUGUUUGACCUCAUUGCAAACCUACCCUUUAGCAUUAAAAAGUGACUCAAUCUGAUAAAGUCUAGAAAAUGUAGCAGACUGAAUGCUAUUUCUUUAUCUUUGUGUAAAAGUGCAAUGCACUACGCUCCAUAUGAGCUACUUAUUGUAGCACCAACAAAUGUUUAAUUUAAAGCAGCAUGUGUUGUUUUCCCAUGUUGCCUCAAAGUGAGGAACGCUAUGCUCUGUACUUCUGUAAAGAAUGUCACUGGCAAGUUUUUAAUAUGCAUUCUGAAGGCUUGUGUUUUUGCUCUGAAUGUGGAAAACAAAGAGUACUCAAACCAGUCUGGAUGUUUGUCUGUGUUGCAUAUAUGAACCUGUGUUUAUAGAUAGGUUAUAUUAAAAUAACUGCUGCUCUCUGCUGGUUAAAGCGUCAAAGUGUUGCUGUGGUCCCAUCAGUGUUGACAAAGCAGGUGUUUUCCAUCACACAUGGAGCUUAUGUACCUGCCGUUUCAUGCUGGAGCCAGUUCUCAACCCCACCUGGUAGAUUUUUAAUGUAACGUUGCAUUUCCCAUAAAGUCGAUGAUUUGAUACAGAUUAAAAAACAAAUAAUCCAAAAUAUCCAAGAAAUUG